AUGACCGGAAGUGCCCAAGGCGACAUACUGCGCAGCCUCGGUCUUGUGCAAGGAUUUGGCAUUCCCUGCUGGAAGUUCCAAGCUGGUGUCUCCAGCCGUACUUGUGCCUCUUUCAGACUGUCGAGCACUCGCAGGAGCAGAAGCUUGCAUUUUUUCACUGGUCUUGUGAUUUUGCUCUGGACCUGUCAAUCGAGUCUGUCGCUGACGUCUGGACCAGCAAAGUACUUCGGCAGCGUCAGCUAUUACCAUGGGCAUCGCUUGGAGGAUUCGAGGUAUCAACAUCUUGAUGCCUUGACAAUAAAACACAUUGAAACAGGGAUCAUUAUGUGGUCCUGUGCCAUUGAUGUUCGAGAGCAUGCAGGUCAUGAAGGUCUAAGAGACGGGGAUCAAGUCGUGUUUCAUUUCACAGACAAAGACUCCUUUCGGAAGAUCACGAGUCUUGAAGAUCCACAGCUCUUCGCGAGUAUGAAGAGAGACGACAGUGAUUUUGGCUACGGAUGUUAUGCCACCAUGAAAGCACCGCACGACUGGAAAAGCAAAAGUCAUACCCUCCUCAACAAUUAUUGGCCGGACGCGAAUACCAUUCAGAGUCUCAGAGGAAAGCCAUGGCGGAAAGGUGAGAUUUUGGAGGAUUUUGUGAAGGGAAAAGUGGGACAGUAUGUCAAUAAGAACUACUACGGCAAGGCAGAUUACUGCAUCCCGCUGAUCGUGGACAGACAGGUGGCCAAGAAUGUGAUGAAAGAAGACGCGGAUGCUCCAGCGAUGCCGAAUGGUACAAAGCGGCUGGCAGGCUGCAAUCGCCACGGUCAGAAGGAGCCAACUUGGCGAGAUGUUUGGGUGAUCUCUAUCUAUGAACAGACCAAGGAGGGUUGGAAAGUCAAGAGCGCAAAACAGCCAGCAGAUGCCGCCAUCAGGAAUCAAGAUGAGCAUGUGGCCAAUCUGGCGAAGUUCCAGCUGAAAGAAUAUCCUCACAUCCAAAAGGAGCUCUUGGGAAAGGUAAUUACAGAAAACCCAAGUGACUCUAUCGCCUACAACAACCUGGGCACCUUGCUCAAGGCCGGUGAAGAGAUCCAGGUUCAGCUGCAAGAGGGCCCUAGAACCUUUAACAGAAAGCAGCUCUACUUGAAAGCCAUCGAACUUGACAAUGCAUAUGCAUAUGCAUACUACAACCUGGGGAUCUUGGUCAAGGCCGGUGAAGAGAUCCAGGUGCAGCUGCAAGAGGGCCCUAGAAACUUUACCGAAAAGCAGCUCUACUUGAAAGCCAUCGAACUUGACAAUGCAUAUGUACGUGCAUACAGCAACCUGGGCACCUUGCUCAAGGCCGGUGAAGAGAUCCAGGUGCAGCUGCAAGAGGGCCCUAGAAACUUCAACGAAAAGCAGCUCUUCUUGAAAGCCAUCGAACCUGACAAUGCAUGUGCACGUGCAUACAACAACCUGGGUAAUUUGCUCAAGGCCGGUGAAGAGAUCCAGGUGCAGCUACAAGAGGGCCCUAGAAACUUUAACCAAAAGCAGCUCUUCUCGAAAGCCAUCGAACUUGACAAUGCACAUGCAUACGCAUACUGCAACCUGGGCACCUUGCUCAAGGCCGGUGAAGAGAUCCAGGUGCAGCUGCAAGAGGGCCCUAGAAACUUUACCGAAAAGCAGCUCUACUUGAAAGCCAUCGAACUUGACAAUGCAUAUGUACGUGCAUACAACAACCUGGGCACCUUGCUCAAGGCCGGUGAAGAGAUCCAGGUGCAGCUGCAAGAGGGCCCUAGAAACUUCAACGAAAAGCAGCUCUACUUGAAAGCCAUCGAACUUGACAAUGCAUAUGCAGGUGCAUACAACAACCUGGGCAUCUUGCUCAAGGCCGGUGAAGAGAUCCAGGUGCAGCUGCAAGAGGGCCCUAGAAACUUCAACAAAAAGCAGCUCUACUUGAAAGCCAUCGAACUUGACAAUGCAUUUGCAUAUGCAUACUACAACCUGGGGAUCUUGCUCAAGGCCGGUGAAGAGAUCCAGGUGCAGCUGCAAGAGGGCCCUAGAAACUUCAACGAAAAGCAGCUCUACUUGAAAGCCAUCGAACUUGACAAUGCAUAUGCACGUGCAUACAACAACCUGGGCAUCUUGCUCAAGGCCGGUGAAGAGAUCCAGGUGCAGCUGCAAGAGGGCCCUAGAAACUUCAACAAAAAGCAGCUCUACUUGAAAGCCAUCGAACUUGACAAUGCAUUUGCAUAUGCAUACUACAACCUGGGGACCUUGCUCAAGGCCGGUGAAGAGAUCCAGGUGCAGCUGCAAGAGGGCCCUAGAAACUUCAACGAAAAGCAGCUCUACUUGAAAGCCAUCGAACUUGACAAUGCAAAUGCAGGUGCAUACUACAACCUGGGGAUCUUGGUCAAGGCCGGUGAAGAGAUCCAGGUGCAGCUGCAAGAGGGCCCUAGAAACUUUAACCAAAAGCAGCUCUUCUCGAAAGCCAUCGAACUUGACAAUGCACAUGCAUACGCAUACUGCAACCUGGGCACCUUGCUCAAGGCCGGUGAAGAGAUCCAGGUGCAGCUGCAAGAGGGCCCUAGAAACUUUACCGAAAAGCAGCUCUACUUGAAAGCCAUCGAACUUGACAAUGCAUAUGCAUAUGCAUACUCCAACCUGGGGAUCUUGCUCAAGGCCGGUGAAGUGAUCCAGGUGCAGCUGCAAGAGGGCCCUAGAAACUUUACCCAAAAGCAGCUCUUCUCGAAAGCCAUCGAACUUGACAAUGCAGUUGCACCUGCAUACUACAACCUGGGCAUCUUGCUCAAGGCCGGUGAAGAGAUCCAGGUGCAGCUGCAAGAGGGCCCUAGAAACUUCAACGAAAAGCAGCUCUACUUGAAAGCCAUCGAACUUGACAAUGCAUAUGCACGUGCAUACAACAACCUGGGCAUCUUGCUCAAGGCCGGUGAAGAGAUCCAGGUGCAGCUGCAAGAGGGCCCUAGAAACUUCAACGAAAAGCAGCUCUACUUGAAAGCCAUCGAACUUGACAAUGCAUAUGCAGGUGCAUACAACAACCUGGGCAUCUUGCUCAAGGCCGGUGAAGAGAUCCAGGUGCAGCUGCAAGAGGGCCCUAGAAACUUCAACGAAAAGCAGCUCUACUUGAAAGCCAUCGAACUUGACAAUGCAUAUGCACGUGCAUACAACAACCUGGGCAUCUUGCUCAAGGCCGGUGAAGAGAUCCAGGUGCAGCUGCAAGAGGGCCCUAGAAACUUCAACAAAAAGCAGCUCUACUUGAAAGCCAUCGAACUUGACAAUGCAUAUGCAUAUGCAUACUACAACCUGGGGACCUUGCUCAAGGCCGGUGAAGAGAUCCAGGUGCAGCUGCAAGAGGGCCCUAGAAACUUCAACGAAAAGCAGCUCUACUUGAAAGCCAUCGAACUUGACAAUGCAAAUGCAGGUGCAUACUACAACCUGGGGAUCUUGCUCAAGGCCGGUGAAGAGAUCCAGGUGCAGCUGCAAGAGGGCCCUAGAACCUUUAACAAACAGCAGCUCUACUUGAAAGCCAUCGAACUUGACAAUGCAUUUGCAUAUGCAUACUACAACCUGGGGAUCUUGCUCAAGGCCGGUGAAGAGAUCCAGGUGCAGCUGCAAGAGGGCCCUAGAAACUUCAACGAAAAGCAGCUCUACUUGAAAGCCAUCGAACUUGACAAUGCAAAUGCAGGUGCAUACUACAACCUGGGGAUCUUGCUCAAGGCCGGUGAAGAGAUCCAGGUGCAGCUGCAAGAGGGCCCUAGAACCUUUAACAAACAGCAGCUCUACUUGCAAGCCAUGGAAAUGGGCGAUGCACUUCUGCGGAUGUGGUUUCUUUUAACGCAUAUCAACUGUCCAAGAAAUGGAAGGAGCUGA
Molecule: messenger RNA, 3849 nt
Organism: Cladocopium goreaui
Lineage: Eukaryota; Dinophyceae; Suessiales; Symbiodiniaceae
Source: the annotation of a GenBank genome assembly